Molecule: messenger RNA, 4312 nt
Organism: Acanthopagrus latus (yellowfin seabream)
Lineage: Eukaryota; Metazoa; Chordata; Actinopteri; Spariformes; Sparidae
Gene: adra2b
Product: adrenoceptor alpha 2B
Exons: 2
Coding region: 965-2542 (525 amino acids)
Biological process (GO): adenylate cyclase-activating adrenergic receptor signaling pathway
Cellular component (GO): membrane
Molecular function (GO): G protein-coupled receptor activity
Source: RefSeq, a predicted model, not a curated record
AGUGACAUCACCGGGUCUAAAAAGAAGCGCAAGCGGGAGAUGGGAGGCACCCCGCUUAAUAGAUUUCGUCGGAAGGUCCUGUUCACAAGUGGAGCUGCUGCUGCGCCUCUGUGAGGCAACCUGUGAUGUGCGCCGGCGGAGCGGCUGAAUCAUGGCAUCCCGGUGAACUUCCGAGGAGACAGAACCUCAAAGGACAGAGAAACAACUCCUGAGACGCAAAGAAAAACCUGAAGCUGCUCUGCGGGGACAUUUUCACUAUCGGAGGAACGGUGCGCUUUCAUUACAUGUCGUGCUUCAUGCGCAGCCGGAGAGCUUGAGGUUAACUUAUAGUUUUCCGUUUUUUGUCGUUGUUAUUUUGACCGGACACGCUGUCAUUAAUCAGACAACCCUCUGCGCGGAAACAUCCAUAUAUUUCGUUCGUAAAUAUGAACUUUAUUUUACUUUAUCCAAACCGUUCUGUGUCGGAUGUUCGCGUCAGACUGCGAGCGUCUCCAAACGAGGACGCACGGAGAGCGCGCCAGUGUCGAGGUUAUUCACUCUGAUCCGAUCCCUUCUAUUCGAUGCCGCCUCGCUGUAGACGACCAUAGAUUAGAUUAUUGUAAAUUAAAUCUCCCCCUUUUUGAGUCAGUAAUCCUCUGAGGAAAAAAAGGAUCAAACUCUGUGCGCUGUGAGUUCUUCGGGCUGUUUUGUUAGUCUGCAAAGGUUGAUGCACAGCAGCCACUCAAAUCCACUUUUUUUUCUUUUCUUUUGGGUGGGGGGAUCAGUUCUGUUCUGUUCUUUCUUUUUCUUUUUUUUUCUUAAUUGAAAAGCACUGAUCCGUGUCUUGACGCGAUGUCCAGGACUCCUUCGUGUGCUUAAAAUGGACUUGGCAGAGUUGCCGUGGAGGAUGCGAGGGAGCUAACGUUUGGAAACAACACAGAGACGAAACGAGAACAAGUGAGACUCCUGGAAAAGUAAUCCCAGCAUGGCCUCGGUUCCGGACAGCGGCUGCUCCAUGGAGCUGAACGGCUGGAACAGCAGCGUUGGCGGCGCCGGAGCCUCCGUCCCCUGCAACCAGAGCAUCCUCAGGCUCGCCCCGUACUCCCCCGAAGCCACGGCGGCCUUCGCCACCGCCAUCACCCUCAUGGUCGUCUUCACCAUCGUGGGGAACAUCAUGGUCAUCAUCGCGGUCCUGACCAGCCGGUCACUCCGAGGUCCGCAGAACCUCUUCCUGGUGUCACUGGCAGCUGCAGACAUUUUAGUGGCCACGCUCAUCAUCCCCUUCUCUCUGGCCAAUGAACUGCUCGGCUACUGGUACUUCAAGUCUCUGUGGUGUGAGAUCUACCUGGCGUUGGAUGUGCUCUUCUGCACCUCCUCCAUCGUGCACCUGUGCGCCAUCUCUCUGGACCGCUACCUGUCCAUCUCCAGGGUGACCUAUGGGCGCCAGCGGACCCCCCAACGCAUCAAAGCAGCUAUUGUGGUGGUGUGGCUCAUCUCUGCCAUCAUCUCCUUCCCCCCCCUGCUCUCGCUGAACAAGAGCGAGGCAGGGGACCAGGCUAAUGAGAGAGGACCUCAGUGCCAGCUGAACGAUGAGCGCUGGUACAUCCUUUACUCCACCAUCGGCUCUUUCUUUGCCCCGUGCCUCAUCAUGUUCCUGGUCUACAUUAGAAUCUACCAAAUUGCCAAGCAGAGGACUCGGUGCCCGCCAGGGGAGCCCAGGAAGGACGGGGUCGGCUGUGCUACACCCAGUCAGCCGGGCAGACACGCGCAAGCCAACGGGAAGGAUGAUGAAGACAGCACACCGCCCUCAUCAAACAAAACCUCCAAAGCCAGACCCCCGACCCUCGCCAUUACCCCCUCUCCAUCCCUCGGAGAGUCCCAAAACUCCCAGAAUCCCACCUCCAAUAAUCUCCUGCAACCUCCAUCCUCCUCUCCAGCCAUGACCCCUGUCACAGCCUCCCUCGAGACCUCUCCCCACGGCCCCUCCACCCCCUCCUCUGUGCCUCCCCCUGCCAAGACUAAAGAGGAGAAGAAGAAGAAAGGCAAGUUCCUGCGAGGGAAAAAGGCUGACAAUAACAAUGGUGACAGCUCAAGCACAGAGAGCGAUAUGGAGCACAGCCACGGAGGCCGAGGCAGCGCCAGCAUGCCAGGGUCCCCUGCAGGAGGUGGGGUCCACUCCCCGGCCUCGGUCAAGCGCUACCGAGACAUGAUCGCUUCCUCAAAGGGUUCCCGGCUGGUGCCAGGGAGGAAGUCAAAAACAGAUAAAGACCCCGGAGCGGCGAGGCGCAAAGCGAUGGUCAACAGGGAGAAACGUUUCACUUUUGUCCUGGCCGUGGUCAUCGGCGUCUUCAUGGUGUGCUGGUUCCCUUUCUUCUUCUCCUACUCACUGCAGGCCGUGUGCCCAGAAACAUGUGCCAUCCCUGAUCCACUCUUCACCUUUUUCUUCUGGAUCGGUUACUGCAACUCCUCACUCAACCCGGUCAUAUACACCAUAUUCAACAAAGACUUCAGAAAGGCCUUCAAAAAGAUUCUGUGCAGAGGCACCAAGGGCACUUUCUUUUAGCAUACAGUCCCGAUCAAUAGGACAUGGACACAAAAGAUGGCUAUUUAUGAGGCAAAGAGAAAAAGAAUCAUUUCCAUUUUUCAGAACACUCAAAGGGCUGUUUUGAAUACGCGUUAAACUGUGUAAAUUCCCACCAUAUAUAAAAAAAAAAAAAAAAAAAUCAGAACUGAGAGAUGCUCUUUUUACAGCUACAGUGUGCGCAAACCGCCGACCUGGGACUGUGAAAUCCUAGUGUGCAGCUGAUACAGAAAAUCUUAUAGGGUGCGGCGUGAAAACAGGACAUGGAAUAGAGGCAGACGCUAAGCGGCUUAGCAGUGAUAAGAUUUUAGGUUGAACAUUUAUUAUCUCCAGAUCACAUCGAAUAAUGGAUGAUGCUGAGACAGUGUGGCAGCAGAAUCAGAGAAGAAAUGUACACACACACGCUCAGCCCUUAAAACUGACAGAAGGUCUUGAGUAAAGCAGGAAAACUGAACACUGAACAGAGAAAGAAAAUCUCUAAUGUAUAAUAUAUAAGGUUUAGUAGUUAUUAAAGACUCCAGGACGAAUGGGGGAAAUAAACAGGUAGGGAGAAGGAGAAGUGGCCUUAGAUUGCUGUGAGCCUGGGGCCAUUCAUUUAUCAAUACAGAGCACAAGGAGCACACACGGUUAGAGGUGGUUUCUUACGUCUGCAGUCUUAAUUUGCCCAGCUGCGGGGCAAACAUGUGUUCCUUGAUUUUUAUCUGAAAGCCCAACAACAAGAGAAGGAUUCUGACAAUCUGAAAUAGUGAUAGCAACAGACAAGGGCGCCCUUUCAAAGCCGAACUCGUGGACUUUUAUGUGGAAAGCCCUCAUGUCAGACACCCUGCUCUCGGCUCAGUGUGGGUCACAAUGGACACUCAGGUUGUUUGUAACGACACUCUCGGCUUUCACCUUCCAUGAAACACAGAACAAGUGUGGUGGAUUUUUGGAUCACGUGUGUUAUUGAGAUUUAAAAAAAAAAAAAAAAAAAAAAAAAGACAGUGUGAGCCCCCUCCCCUGCCCUCCCUCCCCCCUUCCCUCCUCUCCCUCUUUUUCUGCCUUUUCCCACCAACGGACUGCAACCCCCCCCUCUAAUGAAUCUAAUGAACUGCCUCAGUGUUUGGACACUUGAGCAACAAUCAGAACUGUUUUUAACCCCUGGAAAAGCGCUUCCGAGGGUAUCUCAUGGGAGGUGUACAUGUUGAAGACUGAAAAAAAAACCCAAAAAAACUAGGUUCUUACCAUUCAUCAUGUGAACAUCACUUUGCAGAAACCCUGUGGCUGCAGUAUGUGCACGAACAAUGAACAAUGCUGUGUUAACCCUGACGACCACCUCCUCACCAACUCCUCUGGCCCGUCAUCUGCGGCGGACCGCUACGUGGCACUUUCGUUUGUCACGAAGAGGCCGAGGCUCCGUCAGUCUCCUCAACGACAACACAAAAAAAAAAAAGAGAAAGAAAAAAAAAAACAGAUGAAGACAAAACAAAAAUGUGUCUGUUACUGUGAACAGCACACAGGCUUAUUGACUCCAUGGGACAAGGGCUGUCAGCAGCAACACUUCAAUUUACUAAUUGUCUAAUUCUGCUGACCAGUGUGAGUGUGUGUGUGCAUGUGUGUGUGAGUGUUGACCUCUAUUUUUUUUCUGUAGAAAGUGUCAGUGCCUGCUCUGGCUGCUAUGUGCUACAGAUCUACUGUAAUACCGAUACAAACAGAGACCAGACUUCCUGGUGCAGGCAUCACUCUGCUGUCUGUCAUGUGAAUGUUUCUACUUGA